Molecule: messenger RNA, 912 nt
Organism: Acanthosepion pharaonis
Lineage: Eukaryota; Metazoa; Mollusca; Cephalopoda; Sepiida; Sepiidae
Source: the annotation of a GenBank genome assembly
AUGUCCCAGCUUUAUUCCUUCAAGGCUGUAGAAGAUUCCUUUCAGCAACCAAAUAAUAAUGGUUCAUGUCCCAGAAGGCGACUUCAUGUCCGACUUCAUUCCUUUAUUCAAGGCUGUUUAUUCCUUUCCAACCAAAUGAGACGACUUCAUGUCCCAGCUUUAUUCCUUCAAGGCUGUGAAGAUUCCUUUCAGCAACCAAAUGGUAAUGCUUCAGAGACGACUUCAUGUCCCAGCUUUAUUCCUUCAAAGGCUGUAGAAGAUUCCUUUCAGCAACCAAAUAAUAAUGCUUCAGAGAGACGACUUCAUGUCCCAGCUUUAUUCCUUCAAAGCUGCUGUCCCAGCAACCAAAUUCCUUCAAGGUCUGUAGAAGAUUCCUUUCAGCAAACAAAUGGUAAUGCUUCAGACGACUUCAUGUCCCAGCUUUAUUCCUUCAAGGCUGUAGAAGAUUCCUUUCAGCAACCAAAUAAUAAUGCUUCAGAGACGACUUCAUGUCCAACUUUAUUCCUUCAAGGUUGUAAAGAUUCCUUUCAGCAACCAAAUGGUAAUGCUUCAGAGACGACUUCAUGUCCCAGCUUUAUUCCUUCAAGGCUCUUUAUUCCUUCAAAGGCUGUAGAAGAUUCCUUUCAGCAACCAAAUAAUAAUGCUUCAGAGACGACUUUCAUGUCCAGCUUUAUUCCUUCAAAGGCUGUAGAAGAUUCCUUUCCCAACCGUAAUAAUGCUUCCAGACGACGACUGUCCCAGCUUUAUUCCUUCAAGGCUGUGAAGAUUCCUUUCAGCAACCAAAUAAUAAUGCUUCGAGACGACUUCCUUCAACUUUUAUUCCUUCAAGGCUGUAAAGAUUCCUUUCAGCAACCAAUAAUAAUGCUUCAGAGACGACUUCAUGUCCCAGCUUUAUUCCUUCAAGGCUCAUGA